Rhipicephalus microplus (southern cattle tick) is the source of this 380-nucleotide messenger RNA. RefSeq lists its product as uncharacterized. Lineage: Eukaryota; Metazoa; Arthropoda; Arachnida; Ixodida; Ixodidae. The record is from RefSeq and is a predicted model, not a curated record.
UGCCGGUGAGCAGCGCACCAUACCCCAUGGUCCGGCUGGUGCGCAAAGCCAGCACGCUGUCCAGUCAGCUCCACUCGCCGCUGCACCAAGGUGGUUCUAUCUUGACCUCUCCGAAGCCCACCCGUCGUGCUCGAGCAACGUCACCCGAGAAAGCGGGCUCUCCCAAGCAGGACCCACUCGAUAGUGGCCCCACAUGCCUGCGACGGACGGGCAGUGGUGACGUCAUCAUAGGUGAGGUUGUGCUUAUGCAGCCUCGGCGCGCUUUAAGGGCGUCGGGUGAAGGUGCCUCCGACAUGGUGCAAGUGGAGCUGGACUCCGUGCGGGAGUCUCCACCGCCGCGUAACGGACGAAGUGAUGAAGAGGUACCGCUCUCCUGGUGA